This is a messenger RNA of Amaranthus tricolor (Joseph's coat), 2255 nucleotides long. RefSeq lists its product as uncharacterized. The record is from RefSeq and is a predicted model, not a curated record. Bases 191 to 1504 code for a protein of 437 amino acids. The transcript is spliced from 5 exons. NCBI's taxonomy places the organism in Eukaryota, Viridiplantae, Streptophyta, Magnoliopsida, Caryophyllales, Amaranthaceae.
UUUUGAUGCUUAGUUUAGUGUACACAUUUCGAAGCAAACAAAAACAAUGGCGAGUUCAAAACUUGCGCAGCACUGAAAACAGACAGUUACAACUUACAAGCUCACAGCAAAUCGGACGCUUCCAUUUCCUCAUCUCAUCAUCGUCUACACCUACGGCCAGUAAAAAUUCAACCUUUGAGAAACUUAUAUAAUGGAAGAGGUGGGGUAUGAUUCUGCACUUCCAUGGAGUUGGGUUGUUGAAGCCCUUGCAAAGUCUCAACUAGUGGAUACAACUCUUCUUUAUGAGUUGCUUUCGAAGGUUCCACCUUUAUUGGGUGAUUCAGGUAAACAAGCAAGAGAAACUGCUGCUUUGAGGUGCUUGGAGGGGCGCUUCGGUCCUAAUCUUUCAAAUGAGUAUCAUGUAGAAUUUGAUGAGUCGGAUGUUGCAUUUGAUCCGGCAGAAAGUUGUGAAGCUGCCCUUCAGCGCAUUACUUCAGGUUCUGAGUGUACAUCAGAUGAAGUGAAGUGGGAUAUACAAUCUUUUAUCAACCACAAGAAAGCAAGCUUGCCAAUAUCCACUUUGGAACUGUUGAAGGAUACAAUUCUUGAAGGCAUCCAUCCAGUUGCUGCAUCCUUGAAGGAAAAUUUUGGAGUUGAUUUUUUGGAUAAAUGUUUAUUAAAUUUGCCCUGUGAUGGUAAUGAUCCUACAUCCGCGCUGUUAAGGAGCAUUGAAGAUGAUUAUGGUGGUAAAACCAUGCCUGCAGAAGAAAAUGGCUGUUUACCUGAAUCUAAUAUUGCCAACCAGGUAGUGCAAGCGUAUCUUCCAAAUGGACAUUUAUUGCCCUGUUCGGGGGGUAUAAGUAAUCGCUGUACUGAUCAUGUGCAAGAGAUUGAUGCUGCUUCACUCGAAAUGGACAAUCACCGCCCACCUGUAAAGAAGCGUAGAAUGGAGUGUGGCGUACAGUCUAUGAAGCAGCAUUCAGUUCCUGUUGCUAGCAAUCAAAUGUCUCAUGGUGCGGAAGAUGAACACUGUUCUGAAGACAAAAAAGGAGUAAAUGAUGGGAAAUCAUGUGGGAAAUAUGAUGAGCAGGCAAAAACCCAUGUGGAAAAUCAUGAUCAGCAACCAAUUUCACCUAAUAUAGGUGACCGUUGUUAUGAAGAGAUUGAUCUUGCAAUGAAAAGCCCGAACUUCUUGAGUUCUCAGAGUGCCUUCACCCGGGACUUCCUUGCAAUGACAGAGACGCAGCCAAAUAUCUGUAUGAAGUGUAAUAAAGAUGGCCAACUGUUAUCUUGUAGUGGUGUUAGCUGUUCCUUAAUGUUUCAUGAGAACUGCUUGGGUUGCUCAGCCUACUUUGAUGAUCAAGGAUUGUUUUACUGUCCAUUCUGUGCAUAUUCGCGUGCUAUCUCCGAGUAUGUUAGAGCCAAAGAAAAGGUUUCUUUAACAAGGAAAGAGCUAUCUCGAUUUAUCGGAGGGAGGGCCCUUGACCGACAACAGCAUGAGCAAAAAGAAAGCUACAAGGCGUAAAAGUACCGAGUUUCAUGGAGAUGCUUCCUAUGAAUUUAUUUUAGUAAUUCAGACGAACUAAGGCAUGAUAAGAGGAAUGGUGGCACCAGUUCGUUAUGAUCCCGUAACCCUUUUGGUGUGAAGCAACAAUGGUAUUUGUUUAAUAGUAUAGUUCCUACACUAUGCACUAUAAUGUUGUUGCCUUUUUUGGGAUGAUACAGUGGAUGCUGUUUGUAUUGGUUACACUCUAUGAUGAUGUUUUGAUUGAGCUCGUAGGAGCUCAUUUAGUACACCUAUCUACUUGACAUGACCCGAAAAACUAGUAGGUUUGAGAUCGACUAGAUCUUGACAUGCUCGAGUUGAAGGGCUCAUUUGUGAAGUCUUGUUGAGAUUAUGGUCCUCGACAAUAUAAGUAACUUUUAUGAUAUAACCAUAGCAUUUCACCCCUCGUUUAAGAUUUCAGGUGAUCUUGAAUCGGGUUGGGGGGUUGUUUUUAAGGUUAUUGUCAUUGGUUAAACUGAGUUGGAUCUUCGGGUAAUUUUGUAUAGGGAGGUUAGGUUAGGCUUGGUGGUAAGAUUGUAAUUAGUUAUAAGUGGAUGUUUGUGUUAGUCUUAGACUAUUAGUAAUAUAAAAUGGGACAUAAGGGUGUGUUAGAGUUUAUGAAAUAACAUUAAAUAAAACAAUAUUUAUCUCCUCUCUAAAUUUCUUCUCUUCUUCCUCUCUUUCUUAUUCACAUUGUUGCUUGAGAUUUAAUAUCUAUAACAUUGGUAUC